Molecule: messenger RNA, 3835 nt
Organism: Nematostella vectensis (starlet sea anemone)
Lineage: Eukaryota; Metazoa; Cnidaria; Anthozoa; Actiniaria; Edwardsiidae
Product: ataxin-2-like protein
Exons: 23
Coding region: 391-2835 (814 amino acids)
Biological process (GO): cytoplasmic stress granule assembly
Cellular component (GO): cytoplasmic stress granule
Molecular function (GO): RNA binding
Source: RefSeq, a predicted model, not a curated record
UUUUGGUAGCGGAGCUUUGCACACAACAAAACUGAAGAUCUCAUUUGAAUACUCUCGCUUGGAAGUAUUUUUCAUGAAAGCCAUACACAUCGUAGGUGGUCUUAAUGAUGAUGAGGAAAUAGAUUCUCCCUUCAUCAGUGUUGGUCUGUGGUAGCGCGGGAUCUUGCUACGCAGAUUUAGGAAGUGAAAGGAAGUAGAGCCUGUCGCCGCCUAAAUGUCCGAAUAGAAACCCCUUACUCUUUAAAUGUUCGUCUAAAGGAAGUAGGCUUCGUUUCCUUUGACCACAGCACGGAUUGGGGUGCUAAAUCCGCCGUAUCUGGUGAUGAUGUUGCGGCCUUUAUGACCAGUGCAUGGAAUGUCAACUCGCUCUGAGCCGAAGUUUUCUCGAGCAUGAAUCAGUCUGGCAAACGCGGCAAGAGCCGCGGAGGACCAAACCGGGGUCGAAGAAAUACAGGAUCUCCAAAUCACCAGACAUUUAAUCAGCCGAUGAAUGAGGAUCAUGAUUUCCCCAGUUCGUACGACAACCCUUGUUUCGUUCAUGCUGUAACGUCACUUAUAGGCUGCCAUGUCCAGCUAACUGCUGUCAAUGGGUCAGUGUAUGAUGGAAUCUUGCGAACUGUCUCUCCCAAGGUUGAGGUAGUCUUGGAUGUUGCUCAUUUGGUAACAAAAAAGAUUCAGCAUGGUAGUCCUGAGGAGUAUAUCCAAGUCCCAUCCAAAAGUGCCACCAUGGACACCUUUGUAAUUGCGGCUCGGAACAUCAUAUCAAUUGAUGCCCUUAACAUUGACCGUGACCAAGUUAUGAAAAAAGACACAUUUACUGACCAGGCAAUAAGCAACAAGGUGAAUGGGCAAGUGGUGCACGAACGAGAACUCAAGAAAUGGGAAGACCCGGGUGGUGGAAGCGAUGUUCAUUUUGUUCUGGGAGAUAAUCAAUUGCAUAAUGGACUGGAUGCUGAUGAAAUGCUGGCCAUAAAUGAGCAGAAAUAUGGAGUCAAGUCAACUUAUGACAGUGAAAUGCUGUCGUACACCACGGCUCUGGAAAAGUCCUCUAAUCAAGAGUUUAAAGAAAAAGAAAGAAAGGCUGAAAGGCUAGCACGCGAAAUUGAACAGGAUAGCUCAUUCUAUGAGCGUGCUGAAAUAGACAGUGGGAAAACUGAGGAGGAACUGUACUCUGCUGUACUACGGACUGGCACCCCCUCAUCUGGACAGCAAAGAUAUGUUCCACCUGCUCGAAGGAACAAGCAAACUCCAGUUAUGAUAAGAAAAGAUGAAGCCAAGACGGAGGAGACAGUGGCGUCCCUAUCUGUUUCCAAACAAGACGAACUAAUGAAGCCACCAAAAUCAGGCAUGGUAGAUGAUGCAGUAUCAAGCACCAAUGAGCAGCUCAAACCUGAAAUAAAGAGUGAGGAAAAAGAGGGAGAAAUGACACUGGACACGAAUCCUCCACAGGCCACCCCUCUUAACAGUAUGCCUGCAAGCAAGAAUACAUCAGUGAGCUCGUUGCCUGGGAAACCUGCUUCACAAACCACUGGUUCUCCACCACAGGCAGCACCUAAUCCUCGUGUAAUACCAAUGGUGUCUACUAUUGCAGCGUCUGGUCCAGGUCUGGUCAAGCCCAUCCCAGAACAUAAGCAGACAGACAAAGGAAACCGGGAGGUUCUUAAUGAUUUAUUAACAUUUAAAGAUAACUUCAAGUUGGAAACGAAGCCAAGAAUCCCAAGAGAAGAAAAAAAGGAACAAGGCUCACUAAGUCCUGAACUCACAGAAUCUCAGAAAGUUGAACAGAGUCAGGAUUUAGUCACACAGUCUGCUAAACAGGCAGAUUCUCCUAAACCAGCUGAGCAAAAAAGUGCUGCUAUAGCUCAAGAAGCAUCACCUGCAAUCAAGUCCAAAUUGAAUCCAAAUGCGAAAGAAUUUGUCCUGAAUCCAAAUGCAAAAGAGUUCAAGCCUUCCCCCCAAGUACAGAGAACACCUCCGCUAGUAUCCACUCCGCAGCCUAUGUACGCACCUCAUAUCCCUGCUGUGGGGUCCAGUGGCGUUGUUUUGAUGCCCUACUCACCUACAACAAGCCGAUCUAUGGGUUUCGCUGGCUAUCCAAUGGUACAGCCGUCCCAAGCACAGAUGUACAAAGCUCCUCGUUCACCUGGUUUUACACCUGGCAAAUCACGAUUUUAUGAGCCUAGUUCAGGCGAUCCCUCACACCCACCGCCACAUGGCCAUGUGGCCAUCCCUGCAGCUCUUGCCGCUGGUAACCCUAUCAUCCAACCAGGAAGCAUACCCGGCAUGCAGUACAUACCUCAGGGCAUGCCCUUCAUGCCACAGAUGGUGCAGGCUGGAUCAGGGCCUUAUAUGACUGUCAGUCAGUCGGGCCAGCACAGAUAUAUCCAGCCACAAUCAGCUGGCAUGACAACAUCAAUUGCCCACUCUAUGCACCAGGGCUAUCAAGAACAGAUGACUAUAUAUGCAACUCCCCCACAUCAGAGCCCUGCCCAGGCUAGCCCCUCUCAGCAGGGCCAGUUCUUCCAAUACCAGGCCAUGCCCCCACAGAUGAUGGCCAACCCCCAGCACCCAGGAGUUCCACACCAGCCUCAAGGCCACAUGGGGGCUCAGUCACCCAGCCAGGUGGCCCCGCCCCAGCAGUUUGUCUAUCUACCUCAGGGCAUGCCGCAGCCUGGAGGGAUGCCUGCUUCUCAGAUGGGGCAAUUCGUACCUGUGUACAUAGCACCGCCUCAGGCAUAUCCGAGAGAUGAGGUUGACAGUGAUACCCAAACAUCACCAACACCAACUAGUGAAGCGGCUAGGGAGGAGAUAGUACCUCAGGAGAAAGACAAGUAGUCACGCUUAAACAAUCUCACAUAGAGAAAGACCAAAAGUCACAUUGGAACAAGCUCACAAAAUGAAACAGCAGUAGUCAUGUUUAAACAAGCUCCAUAGAGAAAGACCACAAUUCAUUUGGAACAAGCUUACAUAGAGAAAGACCAGUAGUCAUGUUGGAACAAGCUUACAUAGAGAAAGACCAAAAUUCAUUUGGAACAAGCUCACAUAGAGAAAGACCAGUGGUCAUGUUAGAACAAGCUCGCAUAGAGAAAGACCAGUAGUCAUGUUGGAACAAGCUCACAUAGACAAAGACUGAUAUGUUUUUCAAGGGAUGUGUCAAUUAAAUUUCCAUAGCUCCUCUGCUUUAAAGUUUUGAACAAAAAUAUUAUAUCUGCGAGAGAUUUAAGAAAAGUGCAUGAAGGUAAAAAAAUUCAUGAACUUGAACCAUCAAUAACUCUAAUAUGAUAAAAUAAUAUCUGAGAGAAAAAAGAAAAAUGGUUAAAGGUCAACAAUUACAAUAACUUGAACUAUCAACAACUCUAACUCCUGCUGAUGGGAUUUUAUUUUUCUUGAGGUUUGAGUUAUUGAGGUUACAAGUAUUCUGCAAAUUUAUGAAGAAUAUUCAUGGAAUGAAACUUUUGGAAAAUUUAUCAUCUAGCGUCUGUGCAGAAUUCUAGCAUACCAAAAGGUUUUUGCAGGCCCUCUUUGGAUGUAAGAGAGGGGUCUUUUGUCCAGUGUCAGAAAUCUGCCAGAUUUCUAUAUAAAUUUUUCUAAACAUUAAAUAAUGUUUAAAUGAAAUCUCACUAAUCUUCUUGGGGGUUUUAGCAGCUUUGUUAGAUUUUGCUAAAUAUUUUUCUAUUCUAUCUGGCAUUUUAAUUGUUUCCUGUGCCUUCUUGAGGGUUGUCUGUCUGUUUUGGACAAACUGAUGUAAUUGUUAGAUUUCCUGCAAAAUUGUUUGUUUUAGCUUAGUUUCUAUACUCAGGUUAAUAACAAUAAAUUUGUUACCACAGUUUCAAAA